Ipomoea triloba (trilobed morning glory) is the source of this 653-nucleotide messenger RNA. RefSeq names its product probable histone H2A.3. Gene Ontology annotation, cellular component: nucleosome. Gene Ontology annotation, molecular function: DNA binding; protein heterodimerization activity; structural constituent of chromatin. Bases 55 to 510 code for a protein of 151 amino acids. NCBI's taxonomy places the organism in Eukaryota, Viridiplantae, Streptophyta, Magnoliopsida, Solanales, Convolvulaceae. The record is from RefSeq and is a predicted model, not a curated record. The transcript has 2 exons.
AUCGUGCUCAAUCCUCCGCAUUAAGCGCUCCUCCAAUCUUUAGCUUAUCAUUUCAUGGAUUCCCAGGCGGCUAAGAUAAAGAAGGGUGCCGGCGGCCGGAAAGGCGGCGGCCCGAAGAAGAAGCCGGUUACCCGCUCCGUCCGUGCCGGCCUUCAGUUCCCGGUGGGUAGAAUCGGCCGUUACCUCAAGAAGGGCCGUUAUGCUCAGCGUGUCGGCACCGGCGCCCCUGUUUACAUGGCUGCUGUUCUCGAAUACCUGGCUGCCGAGGUGUUGGAGUUGGCUGGAAAUGCGGCGAGGGACAACAAGAAGAACAGGAUCAUUCCCAGACAUGUUCUUUUGGCUGUGAGGAACGAUGAGGAGCUUGGGAAGUUGCUGGCUGGGGUGACCAUUGCCCAUGGUGGGGUGUUGCCCAACAUUAACCCUGUUUUGUUGCCCAAGAAGAGUGGCUCUGAGGCAACGAAGGAGCCAAAGACAAAGGCUGCUAAGUCCCCCAAGAAGAAGGCUGCUUAGUUUGAUAGUGUAGAUUAGUAGGGUUUUGUCCCAUGUUUCUGUGUGUGUGACUUGGGGCCAUUCUUUACUUAUAGAAGGUGUAAUUGUUAGUGUGAUGUAAACCUUUGGUUAUCAAUUAAUGAAACUCUUUUUGUUUCUAUCUA